Habropoda laboriosa is the source of this 495-nucleotide messenger RNA. RefSeq names its product 40S ribosomal protein S25 (gene RpS25). Bases 88 to 447 code for a protein of 119 amino acids. NCBI's taxonomy places the organism in Eukaryota, Metazoa, Arthropoda, Insecta, Hymenoptera, Apidae. The transcript is spliced from 4 exons. Gene Ontology annotation, cellular component: cytosolic small ribosomal subunit. Gene Ontology annotation, molecular function: structural constituent of ribosome. The record is from RefSeq and is a predicted model, not a curated record.
UUUACUUCGAGUUAAGUUAUGAAUAGAUACUUUUCAAAGUAAAAUAUCGCGAAAAAAAUCAUUCUAGAUUAACUUCGCGACUGAAAAAUGCCGCCUAAAAAGGAUACAAAGGGAUCUUCCAAGCAACCACAAAAAACACAAAAGAAGAAGGAGGGAGGAUCUGGUGGCAAGGCCAAAAAGAAGAAGUGGUCCAAGGGAAAAGUACGCGACAAGUUAAACAAUCAAGUGUUGUUUGACAAAAGCACAUAUGAGAAACUGAUAAGGGAUGUACCACUGUGCAAAUUGAUCACACCAUCCAUAGUUAGCGAAAGGUUAAAGAUCCGCGGAUCGCUUGCCAGGAGGGCAUUGAUCGAAUUGCAACAGAAAGGACUGAUUAAGCAAGUUGUACAGCACCAUGCACAGCUAAUUUACACGCGUACUACCAAGGGUGACGAUCCGGGUGUGUAAUUCGUUCAUACGCAAUGUACAAUUACGUUUAAUAAAAAAUCGAAAAAA